Trichomonas vaginalis G3 is the source of this 2580-nucleotide messenger RNA. RefSeq names its product cyclin-dependent kinase inhibitor 2C-related family. The record is from RefSeq and is a predicted model, not a curated record. The coding region runs from base 1 to 2580 and encodes 859 amino acids. Gene Ontology annotation, cellular component: cytoplasm. Lineage: Eukaryota; Parabasalia; Trichomonadida; Trichomonadidae. Gene Ontology annotation, molecular function: protein binding. The transcript has a single exon.
AUGAUCCAAAGUUCACUUGGCGCAGACUAUUCAAAACAAUAUGCAGACUUUAUUGAGGCAUUCGAAAAGCUUUUCCAAAUCAAAUAUGAGGAAUCUAUUGAAGAUAUGUGCAAUAUGAUAACAAACGUUUUGAUAACGAAGUAUCAACUUUCAAUCAAGCGACUUACAAAGAUUGUCAUCAUGGCAUUUCAAUACAAUUAUUCUUCUAGAGAGAAUUACAUCAGAAUACUCAAACAUAUCGGGGCUGACUUUCAUGAAAUUUCGGAUACACAAUUCCCAAUGGAGGAUUCAAUUGAAUUUAUAGUUAUGCAUGACCAAAUUGAUAAGUUCAAGGAGUAUAUUACCCAACAAAGUAUAGAGCAGGAACCAUAUUUUCUUGAAAUUCCUGAUAUGUCAAAACAAUUUGAUUGCAAUUCAAUAAAGUUAUCAUUGAUUGAAGCAUGUGCCUAUUUUGGAUCUGUUAACAUUUUCCAUUUCUUACUUUCAAAUCAAAUAUGCCAAAAAACACAGAAUUGUCUUUGCUACUCAAUAAUUGGCCGAAAUACAGAUAUUAUCAACGAAUGUUUGAAAGAUAAUGAAAUAAACAUUGAUUGUCUCAAACACAUUGUAAGUUCACAUAAUAAUGAAAUGCUUGGAUAUAUCCUUGAAUUUAAAUAUUUCGUAUUUGAACAAUGGAUUCAAAGCAUCAAGACAUCUGAUGGUUUUAAAUAUAUUAUCAAAUAUCAAAACUUAAAGGCCGUAUUUUUGCUUUUCGAGAAGGAUAAAUAUUCUAUUGUUCCAUGGUGUGCAGCAUUUCCACAAACAAUUGAUAUUCUCAGAAACAAUGAAUUUUAUGAUAAAACAGAUUAUCGUAAUAGGAAUAUUAUACAUUUCGCAUGUAAAUCGCAAAAUUCUGAUAUUUGCAGAGUAUUACUUGCCUCGUCUAAUAAAUUUAGAGUCAAUUGCAUGGACAAUAAGAAAAUGACUCCACUCCAUUACGCCACAAAAUUGAAUAAUAAAGCUAUAGUUGAAUUUCUUCUUUCAUAUGGCGCAAAUAUCAAUGAAAGAGAUAAAAAUGGAAAAACUACUCUUCAUUAUGCAUCAGAAAAUAAUAAUAAUAAAGAAAUUGCAGAACUUCUUCUUUUUUAUGGUGCAAAUGUCAAUGAAAAAGAUGAUGAUGGAAAAACCGCUCUUCAUUAUGCAUCAGAAAAUGAUAAUAACGAAAUUGCAGAACUUCUUCUUUUAUAUGGUGCAAAUAUCAAUGAAAAAGAUAAAAAUGGAAAAACUGCUCUUCAUUAUGCAUCAGAAAAUAAUAAUAAAGAAAUUGCAGAACUUCUUCUUUUUUAUGGUGCAAAUGUCAAUGAAAAAGAUGAUGAUGGAAAAACCGCUCUUCAUUAUGCAUCAGAAAAUAAUAAUAAAGAAAUUGCAGAACUUCUUCUUUUAUAUGGUGCAAAUAUCAAUGAAAAAGAUAAAAAUGGAAAAACUGCUCUUCAUUAUGCAUCAGAAAAUAAUAAUAAAGAAAUUGCAGAACUUCUUCUUUUUUAUGGUGCAAAUGUCAAUGAAAAAGAUGAUGAUGGAAAAACCGCUCUCUAUAUUGCAUCAGAAAAUGAUAAUAAAGAAAUUGUAGAACUUCUGCUUUUAUAUGGUGCAAAUGUCAAUGAAAAAGAUGAUGAUGGAAAAACCGCUCUCCAUAUUGCAGCAAAAUUUAAUAGAAACGAAAUGGCAGAAUUUCUUCUUUCACAUAGUGCAAAUAUCAAUGAAAGAGAUAAAGAUGGAAGCACUGCUCUCCAUAUUGCAGCACAAAAUAAUAAAAAAGAAACAGCAGAAGUUCUUCUUGUAUCUGGUGCAAAUAUCAAUGAAAAAGAUAAUCAUGGAAACACCGCUCUCCAUAUUGCAGCAUUACAUAAUAGAAAAAUUUUAAUUGAACUUCUUAUUACACAAGGUGGAAAUAUCAAUGGAAAAGAUAAAGAUGGAAAAACUCCUCUCUAUAUUGCAACAGAAAAUAAUAAUAAAGAAGUAGCUGAAAUUCUUCUUAUAUAUGGUUCAAAUAUCAAUGAAAAAGAUAAUAAUGGAAAUACCGCUCUCUGUAUUGCAGCACUACAUGAUAGAAAGAAAACAGCAGAAUUUCUUAUGGAACAUGGUGCAAAUAUCAAUGAAAAAGAUAUUUAUGGAAACACCGCUCUCCAUAUUGCAGCAGACUAUAAUCAUAAAAAAAUAUUAGAACUUCUUCUUUUAUAUGGUGCAAAUAUCAAUGGAAAAGAUAAAGAUGGAAAAACUCCUCUCUAUAUUGCAGCACAACAUAAUUAUAAAGAAAUAUUAGAGCUUCUUCUUUCUCAUGGUGUAAAUAUUAAUGAAAAAGGUGAAUAUGGAAAAACAUCUCUCCAUAUUGCCGUACAAUAUGAUAGAAACAAAACAGCAGAAUUUCUUAUGGAACAUGGUGCAAAUAUCAAUGAAAAAGAUAUUUAUGGAAACACCGCUCUCCAUAUCGCAACAGAAAAUCAUAAAAGAGAAACAGCAGAAGUUCUUCUUUCAUAUGGUGCAAAUAUCAAUGAAAAAAGAUAUUUAUGGAAACACCGCUCUCCAUAUUGCAACAUUUUAUAA